Messenger RNA from Entrophospora sp. SA101, 404 nucleotides. The record is from the annotation of a GenBank genome assembly. NCBI's taxonomy places the organism in Eukaryota, Fungi, Glomeromycota, Glomeromycetes, Entrophosporales, Entrophosporaceae.
ACUAUGAGGAAUAUACUUAUGAAGAGCUAAUAGAUAUAGCUGUGGAAGAAGUUAAUGACGAAGUAGAAAACAUUAUUAAUGAAAAUGACAAAUCUGGAGAUACUGUCAAACAACUUAUAAGAAAUUCAACUUAUUUGAAGGGCCACAAAUUAAGGUUAGAAUUCUGGGGUGUAAUCCAAUGUGGUGUGAAUAUUGCACCACCUAAAUGGUGUUCAAAAUCGAAUUAUGAAGAAAUACAACAUGCUUACAGUGGAAAUCUGUUUGGAGAACCACAAAUACAACAAGGACUACCAAAUCUUGGAUGUAGUCCGCACCGGGAUAAACAUUACGCAGGCAUCGGAGAGACCCGAGUUGUGAGUCUGAAUAGUAGUCCAACUCCAGCAGCACCAGUUUUUUUAGGGUAG